Molecule: messenger RNA, 2046 nt
Organism: Stereum hirsutum FP-91666 SS1
Lineage: Eukaryota; Fungi; Basidiomycota; Agaricomycetes; Russulales; Stereaceae
Exons: 11
Coding region: 427-1665 (412 amino acids)
Source: RefSeq, a predicted model, not a curated record
CCAGGAUGCAAAACUGGACAUAAAUCACCAUUUUCCCCCGCUGACUGAGCUUCGGAGCUGCUUCGUGGCAUACCCACGGCCACGGAUUUCGUACAUCGGCAUAACUAGCGCUGGUGGAGAGCGAUUCUGACCCCAUGCGCCUCCAUGGACCGAUAGCGCGAGGGUAUAAAGACGUGCUCCGGUGUCGCCACAUCUGGCCUUUGCGCUCUCCACUGUGUCAAGCGCUUCCCUUAGAAUUCCUCACGAGCAAGCCGCGACUUUGUACGCCGGGCGCCCUGACUUCCGCACCAAUACCGAACGAUACUCUUCGUCUGUGCUCAGAAGACGAUUCAGGACGGGUCGGUUGAGGAAGAUAGCGCAGGACGAGAGCUAGAACCCGCGAGCGCUUGAAGCUCAAGCUCGAGCCAGUACGAGGUAUUGGUGGUCAUGGCUGCAGCAGAUCCAGAUUAUGCAGAACUUAUUCAAGGCCCUACACUCGUCGGGACCUUCCUUAACCUUAUACUCUACGGCGUGUUUAUGACCCAAGUAUACCUGUACUUCAACAUGUACAAGCAAGAUCCAACAUGGCUAAAGGCAUACAUCGGUGGUAUAGUCCUUCUCGAGACCCUCAAUAGCAUAUUCGCGAUGAUAUAUUCAUACAACCGACUUGUGCUCAACUUCGGCGAUAGUUUUGCCCAGAGUUUACCCACAUGGCAGCUCGGAAUAUGCACCGGCACAAACGGAAUUAUCGGCAUGGCCGUCCAGCUCUUCUUUGCAUGGCGCGUCCGCGCGUUGACAGGCAACCUGUUCGCCGUUGUCCCUAUUGUAGUCCUUGCGCUGGUUUCUUGUGGAGCGGCCCUCUACCUCUUCAUCGAAUCUAUCAUCGCAACUCCCUCACUCGUCCUCAAUGCUCAGCUCCGGCCACUUAUCAUCUCCUGGCUCGUAUGCUCAUCGGCCGCGGACAUAUUGAUCAGUGUGAUACUGAUCUUGUAUCUAAACAAGCACCGAACAGGGAUCAGAGGGACUGAUACGUUGAUCAACAAGGUUAUCAGACUGACGAUCCAAACCGGGGCCAUCACCUGCGUAUGUUCAUUACUGGACCUCAGUUUCUACCUCGGAAUCUCCGGUGCAGCGAUCCAUCUCAUAUUCAACCAAUCCCUCGCCAAACUCUACACGAACUGCCUCAUGUCUUCCCUCAAUUCUCGUGGCGAGUGGAAAGCACAUUGGAACAGUACCAACAUCUCACAUCGCCACCGCCACUCGCGUUCUCGUUCGGGAUAUCGUUCGUCUGAUUCGCAAUUCGAUGUCGAGACGGGGCCGGGAGUAAGUGGGUUCGUGACGAGUAGUAGAGGGAGGAGUGGUGAGGAUGGGAAUGAAAGAGGUUUGAAGGGUUGGGGAGGGAGAGGUCGAGACCGUCAGAUUGAGACGGUAGGACAGGUUGGGCUUGUGAGUGUGGAGAAUGCGUUGAGACCGGAGGUCUUUGUCAAUAUUGAGACACACGAACUUUCCGAUCGCGACGCUGAUCAUUACCUGGAUGAAACCGACCACGACCAGUCAUUGGCGUCCGCGCUGGAAUCGCAAUACAACUAUAAGGACUCCGUGUCCAUAGAUCGUAGCACUCCAGGAGACGGGGAGCGAGAUGAAAACGUAGAGUCUGGUACGGAUGUCGGACAUGGUUUACGGUAAUGGGGGGUGAAGAAACGGAAAUGGGAAGAUGUCUACGGGCUAUCUCCAUAAGCACACCGGCAGGGGCUAGGCAGCAAUCUCAUGCUUAAGAAUCGGUUCCCGUGGAACUCAAGUAAGAUGCGAUAGCGAUGCCUAACGUCAGUCCACUUGAAACGACAAAGACACAUUGCAUCUCCGUGUUUGCACCCUGAUGUGGAAGGGACUUGUACGAUCAUGCAUUUCUCCCAUUCGCCGUUAUAUUGCCUGGAACAUUGUCCGAUCUUGAUCAUUUACAUGCUCAUCGUUCAUACAUACUUAACUGUACUUUUUUUUUUGCUUUGUGCUUGCUAUCCACUGAAUUGCUGCUUUACCAAUAUAGUGUUGUCUCGCUGUCGGUUCCGC